This is a messenger RNA of Danio rerio (zebrafish), 1800 nucleotides long. NCBI's taxonomy places the organism in Eukaryota, Metazoa, Chordata, Actinopteri, Cypriniformes, Danionidae. The record is from RefSeq and is a predicted model, not a curated record.
GCUCACCCAGCGUGUGAAGGUGAGUCCGCGUAGCUCUGACGUAAAGCCUGACGUUCAGCCACUUGAUGGUGAAGGGAGGUGGGCUGCAGUCACAGACUUCUUAUAGAGGAGGGGUUGCCAUCCAUCCAAACCCCUCCCCUUUCAUUACCCCAUCUCUCUCUCUCUCUCUCUCUCUCUCUCUCUCUCUCUAUUCAUUCCUUCUGCUCUGUCUGACUGAGUUGGUUUCACACACACACUUACACACGUGCCACUCUAUGUGUCUCCUCUCCUCUCUCCUCCUCUGCAAGCAUGGAGUCACAUCAUCACUGAAGUGUGGAUUUGCUCCUCUUGUUUUCUCCUCUUCUCUUCAUUCGGUGUGUGUGUGUGUGUGUUUGGUUGUCUGUUCCUGGGCAGGAAUGCUGGUGUCUGCGACAGCGCUGUUGGGGGCUACGCUGGGCACAGUGUCUGGAGUGUUGACACUAUGUGGUCUCUCCCUGCUUUGCAAGAGCUGUAAAAAGGGGAAACUUGAGAGUGGAGAUGAGGCUGACCCAGAGAAAGCCAAACCUAGUAUCCUGCAUACUCUGACACAGUUCAGUGUGCAUAAGUGCACUGAACCCAUCCAGCCUCAAGCAUCUCUGAAGUUUCCUCAAAUCUACCGGCCCAAACCUUCUGUGACUUCUCAAGAGGUGAUAAACUACAAAGAACAUGGAGCUUCCAAUGACACGUCUGCAGCCGAGCUCGACACCUGUAACCAAGCAACCGAACGUGAGGAGGUUUUCUCCCUCCCGCGGCAAGCUUCUGCUGAUGAAAUACCUUGCUCAUCUGAACAAACUGGUGCCAUGACGACAAGUAGCUCCAUCCUGUAUCCGAAACUGCACUUCUCCAUCAGCCUGCACAAAGAAAGCGGAGAGCUACACAUUAACAUUGUUGAAGCGGAGAAUAUAUCAGUGGAAGCAGGCUGUGAGGGAUAUAUAUCAGGGUGUGUCAGUGUCUCCGAAGAGCAGAAACAUGCACACACAGCGGUCCACAAGCUGGCAGUGCAUGUGCAGUGGGGCGAGGAGCUGGUGUUUGCACUGCCUAUGGAGAGCACAGAAGACACUGACAGUCUAGAUGGAGAGGUGGCGCUUUCCCUUCACUGCUGUGACCGAUUCUCCCAUAACUCCACUUUGGGCAUGAUGCGCUUCAAGCUGGCUGAUGUGAGCAUGAUGUUGGACGCCGACUGCUGGGUUGACUUACAGCCACCCAAACAGGAAGUGACAUCAUCCACUGGAGAAUUACUACUGUCGCUCAGUUAUCUACCAGCAGCCAACAGACUUGGGGUGGUAGUAAUGAAGGCUAGAGGACUCCAGUCAGAUAAACUCAAAGACAACAUAGAUCUAUCCGUAAAGCUGACCUUAAAGCACCAAAAUGCCAAGCUGAAGAAGAAGCAGACGCGGCGAGUAAAGCACAAGAUGAAUCCAGUCUGGAACGAGAUGAUGAUGUUGGAGCUGCCAAGUGAGCUUCUGGCUAAAUCCAGUGUGGAUUUGGAGGUACUGAACCUGGCCAGCCCCGGGACCCUGCUCCCUCUGGGCCGCUGCAUGCUGGGGCUCCAGACAUCCGGCACUGGCCUGCAGCACUGGAAACAGAUGCUAGAUAAUCCACGCAAACAAAUCGCAAUGUGGCAUCCUCUAUACACCUAAUGUACAGGGUAAUAGUCUCCAAAGCACCACCAAUGUGAUAAGCUAAACGGGUGGUUGGGUUAAGCUAGUACUCUAUUCCUGUGUAAAAAUAUGCAGUACUAAAAUAUAUAUAUAUAUAUAUUAAACAGUAGUUAUGUGUGAA